Molecule: messenger RNA, 1774 nt
Organism: Hibiscus syriacus
Lineage: Eukaryota; Viridiplantae; Streptophyta; Magnoliopsida; Malvales; Malvaceae
Product: 3-phosphoshikimate 1-carboxyvinyltransferase 2-like
Exons: 9
Coding region: 1-1560 (519 amino acids)
Biological process (GO): aromatic amino acid biosynthetic process; chorismate biosynthetic process
Molecular function (GO): 3-phosphoshikimate 1-carboxyvinyltransferase activity
Source: RefSeq, a predicted model, not a curated record
AUGGCACAGGUCAGCAAAAUCUACAGUGAAACACAAAAAACACGUGUUUUGCCUAAUGUCCCAGAAACCCAAAUCUCCAAAUCUCUACAUUCAGUUUCAUUUGGAUCAACUCUCAAAACAAGUUUUGCACCUUCUUGCGGUUUGGUUUUGAAGAGCAAUUGCAAGUUGGGAGCAGUAAAGGUUGGGUCUUUGAAGGUUUCCGCUUCAAUGGCAACAUCGGAGAAGCCAUCUAGAGCAUCGGAAAUCGUGCUUCAACCCAUUAAUGACAUUUCGGGCACCGUCAAGUUGCCCGGCUCCAAAUCAUUGUCCAAUCGGAUUCUGCUUCUCGCUGCUCUAUCUGAGGGAACUAAUGUGGUACACAAUUUGUUGAACAGUGACGAUGUUCAUCAUAUGCUUAUUGCUUUGGGAAAACUUGGGCUACAUGUGACACAUGACAGUGAAAAGAAACUAGCCAUUGUUGAAGGUUGCGGUGGUCGGUUUCCAGUCGGUAAAGGGGACGGUCAAGAAAUUGAGCUCUUCCUUGGGAAUGCUGGAACUGCAAUGCGACCGCUUAUUACUGCUGUUAACGCUGCCGGUGGCAAUUCAAGCUACAUACUUGAUGGCGUACCUCGAAUGAGAGAGAGACCUAUCGGUGACUUAGUUACUGGUCUUAAGCAGCUUGGGGCUGAUGUUGAAUGCACUCUUGGCACUAAUUAUCCCCCUGUUUAUAUAAAUGGAAAGGGCGGUCUUCCUGGGGGAAAGGUGAAACUCUCAGGAUCAAUCAGUAGUCAAUACUUGACUGCUUUACUCAUGGCAGCUCCUCUGGCUCUUGGGGAUGUGGAAAUUGAGAUAAUUGAUAAGCUAAUUUCAAUCCCAUAUGUUGAAAUGACUAUGAAAUUGAUGGAAAGGUUUGGGGUCAGUGUGGAGCACACGGAUAGCUGGGAUCGGUUUUUGAUAAAAGGAGGUCAAAAGUACAUGACUCCUGGAAAUGCUUAUGUCGAAGGUGAUGCUUCAAGUGCUAGUUACUUCCUUGCGGGUGCUGCAGUCACUGGUGGGACAGUCACUGUAGAAGGAUGUGGUACAAUUAGUUUACAGGGUGAUGUAAAAUUUGCCGAGGUUCUAGAGAAGAUGGGUGCCAAAGUCACCUGGACGGAGAACAGCGUUACUGUAACUGGACCACCGAGAAAUUCCUCUGGAAGGAAACACUUGCAUGCGGUCGAUGUUAACAUGAACAAAAUGCCAGUUGUUGCCAUGACUCUCGCUGUUGCCCUUUAUGCUGAUGGUCCUACCGCAAUUAGAGAUGUGGCAUGUUGGAGGGUUAAAGAGACUGAAAGGAUGCUUGCAAUCUGUACUGAACUCAGGAAGCUCGGAGCAACAGUUGAAGGACUGGAUUAUUGUGUGAUCACUCCUCCUGAGAAAUUAAACAUGACAGCUAUCGAUACUUAUGAUGAUCACCGAAUGGCCAUGGCUUUUUCCCUCGCUGCCUGUGCCGAAGUUCCAGUUACCAUCAGGGAUCCUGGUUGUUCAUGGAAAACCUUCCCCAACUAUUUUGAAGUUCUUGAGAGCGUUACAAAGCAUUAAACACCUUUUCUACUUCGUUAAACUGGACAGGAAGAAGAGGCUACGAGAGAGGGAAUUCAUUUCCCGGUUAUUAAAGUAAUAGAUCGAAAACCGGUUGAACCUUGUACUGAUAUCAGCUUUGCAUUCUUCUAUAAUUUCGUAUGGGCAGAUCGUGUUCGCUGUUUUCUACUUUCGAUGGCUUGAUAUCGGAUUCCAGACUGUAAUAUUAAACAAU